Ylistrum balloti is the source of this 3234-nucleotide messenger RNA. RefSeq lists its product as uncharacterized. Gene Ontology annotation, cellular component: cell periphery. Lineage: Eukaryota; Metazoa; Mollusca; Bivalvia; Pectinida; Pectinidae. The record is from RefSeq and is a predicted model, not a curated record. Bases 1 to 3234 code for a protein of 1077 amino acids. The transcript is spliced from 6 exons.
AUGAGGCGUAGCCAUGACAGUCCUAUGGACCCUCCAUCUCUGCACGUGGAUAUUUCUGCUCCUAACGCUAACCCAAGCCUUAAAAAUCAGAUAUGUGCGCCUGAACAUGUUGUCUGGUGUUGGGUGACUGAUCUGAAGCAGAAGAAUCUCGUACGAGGACAAGCUUGCACAAUGAUGCAUUAUGCUUGGUCGAUAGACUCCAACGUCUUCCGUACCACCUACAGAAAUGGGUCCCAGUACCGGAUAUCCGUUCCCGAGAAAUAUGUCGCCUUCAUGGGGGAUCUCGCUAUAACGUACAGCGUCCCCAUCAAUGUGUCCAUGCCCAAUGCCUUCAUACGGGUACUAGCCUAUACCGGCAGAGGACGACGGGAAAUCACUACCAUCAAGCUCACCGUAGGCCAGUCGACCGGAAGUGGACGUGUCACGUGCGGAUUAAUAGAAGUUGCCGGUCGCCAUCUUUUGGAAAUGUAUAUGUAUCUAGACGGUCCGUUAUUAACAUCCAAAGAAUUCACCGUGAGAUGGCCAGAAUUUCAUUUAUACCUUCCUAAAAGACAUUUAGCUCAGACCACAGAAGUGAAACUUCAUUACACAUCGGAAGCUAGGUGUGGUCCGCUGUUGCAGCAGUAUUCGUUUCAGAUAGAUUUGGAAUAUAGAUCUGUAAGCCAAUUCGAUCCAUCUUAUUACAAUACGAAGCCAACAGUGCUUCAUUCGGAACCUGUACUCGAUAUUUCCCGGGCAAUAACAAAUAUAUCAUAUACUUGUGAUAAAUUUGACUUCAAAGGCAGCUACAGAGCAUUCUUACGCAACAGCUACAACAAAAACGAGACGGUUGCUAGGAGCAACGUGAUGGACGUCAAGUGGAGUGACGUAUAUGACGUUCGGAUAUCCUCGUCUAGUGUUCACCCGUGCCAGGGUCAUCUUGCGGUGUUGUAUGAACACCCGCAGUGCGCGGGAUCACACGAUAAAAUCCGGAUGUACGUUUUACGUCGUGACAUAUCCGGGUCACUAGCAGCCCCUUUAAAGAGGGUUUACGUCACAGAGAGACACGCACACCCCGAUAAGACGUAUGUCGUUUUUAAGUGCAAUUUAUUUCCAAUGGAUUACACAGCAGUGGGAUUUUGCUUCGUCUACGUCACUAUAUCAAAAACCAACCUUGUUGUGGAGCAGCACAGCUCCUGUGUGUCGGCCCAUGAGGGAGCAGUUCUGCCGACAGAUGGCGGUUGGAGCGAGUGGGGUGCCUGGAGCACGUGUUCGGUGACGUGUGACAUGGGGAAACGAAGCCGGUACCGGUCGUGUAGCAAUCCUGCCCCGGCUUACGGAGGGCAGUUCUGUGAUGACUUUCCCGUCCAGUUCGAACCCUGCUUCUCUCUGUGUCCUGAUGCCAUACCUCAUACACCAUUACACUCCCCGACGUAUAAUCAGGAGUGCGCAUGCGGCUGCGAAAUCAAGAAACAACGAGGGGAGAUAAUCGGGACCGGACGAUGUGACGGAUUGUCGUUAUGGCUACUGACAGUAGAAGAUGACCAGAACAUCAAACUUAGUUUUCAGUAUUUCAAGUUAUACGAGGAUAGACAAUGGAUUAAGAUAAGAGAUGGUGAUAGUGUGGACGCAAAUCUAUUGGCAGUCAGCUUCGGAGGUAUCAUUGUGACGGAAGUGACGUCAUCAUCUAAUAAAAUGUUGAUUGAAUUUAUGAGCAAGACUGAUAUUAACCCCAAUGCAUCAGACGUCUAUCAUUCAUCAUCCAAGACAAAUUCAUCGUCCGCAUCAUCUACCAGGCUGUUCCAGCGUGUUCCUACCCGGAAAAUUCACGUGCAUGGCUUUAUUGCCAACUUCAGUUCCAUACCUCGAAACUUCAGUACUGUGCUGACAGCCGUCCCGCUCCAGACUUUGCCGUCAGAGGGCAGCAUAUGGAAAAGUACUGUAACCAUCGUUGGGAUUUGCCUGUGUGCUGUUAUCGUUAUGGUGGCUGUGGUUGUUGCCUUCCAUCAUAAGUGUGUCCGUAAGAGGGAACACAAAUAUUCUAUUGCUGGAACGAUGGAAAGCCCCAACCACAUGGCAAAAAGUACCAGCAUGCACAGUACGCCGAGUCAUCACAGUGCUUUAAGUGGCAUUGAAAUAGACUAUGACAUGGAGCGCCCUCUUACGGGACAAAGUAAACAGAAAUCAAGGGCAUCAUCCAUAUCCAGCAUACGUAGCAACGGUCGUGGUAACAGUAACAGGAAGCGUCUGAGGAGUAAAUCCGAUCACGAUUCGACGGGAGGAAGUCCUAAACCCCCAUCUAAGCAUUAUUCACCUCUCCCUAGUCCUCUGAUACAGGCAGCAAAGAACGAGGAAGGAGACGAGAAAAACAGUCUUUUCAAUACUAGUCCUAUAUUAGGCCGUCGGCCAAAAUCACCUAAAGUACAUCCUUCAUCUAAAUUUAAAAACAACAGAGACGUGAAAAGUCCGUUAUCUCCGCCAUUGACAAAACAUGAAAUGUUGAAGCGAAAACGUUUUGACAGUGAGCAGAGUCAGGAUAAAACUCCCACUAACGGGUUCAUGGAAAGAACUCGGGGGAUGGACAGUCUAACUGCAACUCCUUUGUCCACAGGCUCCGCAACUCCUACUACCAAAGUGCUAUGUGCCGAGGUACAUCCCGUCCAGCGAGAGAGUCCUCAGUUUACUCAGCUCGAGUUCUUGGAUAAACCUAAGCCAGAGGAAGUCCGAAAACCCGGGUCGGGAACAUCUGACGACUCACAGAGUCCGGAAAAUCUGUGCAAAGAGCAAACGACGUCCUUUAUAAACAAACCAGAUUUUAUGAGAAGAAAUCCCGACAGCUCAAAAGAAAAACCUCGGCGACCCACCUCAUUGACGGAGAGUUAUAGUAUGAAUGCUCUUCCACCUCUUAACGGUUCUGACAAGAAAAGCACCGGAAGUAAUACCUCUCAAAAAAUAGUGGCCCCUAUGGAUAGGCAUAAUGAUUUACCGAAACCGGACGGUCAAAGUCCGAAAACUCCACGAGAAAUAUGUUCUAAAUCUUCCACUCCAAAGAGUUGUCGAAGUUCUCGAAGUAGACUGACCUUGUCUCCAUCUCGUAGCGCCACGACGCCAUCUGACGGCAACUUGGAGAUGGAGUACGACGACUUCAUAGACUAUGAUGACACAUAUUCAUACUUUGAUCCAAUAGAGACGGAAAAACUUCAGUGGCGGGGGAAGGAAAAACUCAGCAAGAUUGUUAGUGCGGAGGAUGAUUAA